GUAUAAUGAAACGGAAGAAAUACAACAUUAGUAUAUAUACAAAUAUAAGGAGAAGUGUGUGUAUUGUACGAAGUAUAGUUUAUGCCAUAUGCCUAUGUGCUAGUAUGGCUUGUGUGAGUUGAAUGGCUUCACUUGAUGAUCUACUACAUGAAGGACAACUCCUUAUUUAUAAGGGAGUAAGUGGGUGGCUAGUUACCCUCAUUUGGCAUGCUGACGUAAUAUUAUUAAUUUAUUAUGAUUAUCUCCCUUAAUUUAGAUUGAACAUUGUGGCACAAUUAAUCUAUGGUGAUUAGAAGUAGCUUCUAGAGGCCUUUAAGACAUAAUAAGAGGCAGUGUGUUCUAUUUUAGUUUAUCAAUUGAUCAAGUAUUCAAUAUUUUUCACUCAGUUUUUCCGCAAGAAUCUCUUUUUCUAAAGAUCUUUCUUGAACCGAGGGCCUUUUGAUCAAAUUUUAUUGUAUAACAAACUCUUUGGAAACAAAGGAACGGUAGCAAUUUCAAGGCCUUGACAGAGUCAAUUAAGGAAAAUACCAUUAAGGAUUUAAAGCUUCAACUAGUAUAUAAGCUGAAGUUUGAAGAGAAGAAAGACAACACAAGAAACAAAUAAACACCACUAGACAUUCUGAAUACACAUUGCUUAAGUCUUUCAAAGUCUCAAAGAAUCCUUAUUCAAGAAUUACUCUCCAAAGCUCUACAUUCAAAAUAACCUUUUAAGAUAUUCAUUUAGAGUAACUUCUUGUAUUCAGAAUUGUAAUAUGCAAUUCAUUGUAAGAAAGAAAAGUGGAAGAGAAACAUCUUAGUCACUAGGAUUAGAGAUUCUAGUUGGUAGCAUUUGGCAACGAGGAGUUGUUAGAAGAUAAGUGUUACCUUCUUCUAAAGCUUGUUUCUAAAAAUCUAAGGGGAAAGCGAAUAAAGAGUUUUUUCCAAAAUCUUAGGAGCUAAGGAAAAGCUUGAAGGUAGAGAUUAGGUCUUUCAAAGGAUUGAACUCUUUACAUUCUUUUGUUCUUUAUUAUUGCUCUUUAUAUCAUGUUUUGUUCAUUGCUCAAACAAGUCUCAAACUUAUUCUGCAAAACAACUUCUUUUUUUUAGUUUGUAACGGUAUGGACUUACAGUUUGAAGGCCCUGACUUGUUUUAAACACAAGUCAAAAAGUUGUCAUACUCUAUCCACCCCCCUAGAGUAUUAUAUCAUUCUUAUUGAUUCUUCAAGUAGGUUUGUGUUUUUGGGUGUGAUAGUGUCAUAGACUUAUUGGAUUUUUCAUUGUCAACACUGAUAAUUGCAAUUAUUUGCACUUUUUUCAUGAUUUUAUGCUCCUUUAUGAUGGUCGUUGUACGUCAAUUAAUGCUUAUUUUAAAAGGUUUAUGCUACUUAACACAUUUUGGUUAUUUAUGUUGAUUUUAAGUUAUUUCGAUCGCUUUUAGCAUUAUUCUUGUUGUUUUGAUGAUAAUGGCGUUUAGAAUUAAGAUUUUGGCCUGGUUAAAGAAGUUUGAUAAAAAAAAAACAAAAGAUCUCAAGAGUGCUCAAAAUGCAAAAGUUUUUAGAUGAAAUUUGACACAUAUUUACUCUUUGGAUCAUAUCCUCAAGAUUGUUCCAAUGAUAUAUUAUAUGCCCGAUUUCGACACCCAAACAAGAAAUAACGAUUGUUUGAAGUUCGUCAGUUGAGUAAAAAGCGACGAGUCGCGCACUUUUCUCUGGAAUAUGCAAUUUCGUGGCAGUUUGCAAUGAUUCCCCGCUUUCUAAGCAACGAGUCACCACUUUUCUCUAAUAUGCGUUUACAAUUCGCUUUCGUUGCUUUCGUCUGGAUUUUAUCAUUAACAUUUAUUAUUUUCUAAGACAUAGCUAGUAUAAAUAAAAAGGUUAAUUGUAACCUAAGACAUCUAGUUUUUAUCUUUAUUUUACAUUUUCUACUUCAUAGUUAUAUUUGCUAAACACUAGUUUUGCAUUAGAGAACAUUAUCUUAGUUCAAUUUUGAGUAUUUUCCAUUGGUAAAUAAGAUCUAACAGUUAAUUAAAUCAAUAAAAUCAUAAUCUGUAAUCAAUAAGACGGUAUGAGAUUAACACGAUCACUUUUAAUUAUGUAAUUAUUGAUUAAACAUAUUAAUCAAUAAUAAGAUUAAUAAGUUCACUUUUGAUUUAUGUAUGAUGAGACUAACAAGAUCAUGUUUAAUCACGCUAAUUAUAACAACAAUUCCUAUAUGAAACCAUUCUACUAUGAAACAAAUUUAUAUAAUUAACUUAUUAUCUAAUUAAUCAUUUUAAGAUUGUAAGUGAUUAUUAUAUUAUUAUAAAUAGUCAUAAAGUGACUAUAAAAAAUUAGCAUUUUAAAAACAGUAAAUAUACAUUAGGCCAAUCGAAUAUAGAUAAUCAUACCGUGAGACUGUCUCAUUUACAAAAAUUUUGUAAUUGUAAACCCUUUUCUUAACCACCAAGGAAGUAUAAUGGAUACAGUAAUGAUGUCAUUUUAUGUCAAAAUUUCCAAUUUUGAAACAACACACGGAAACAUAAAAUUUUUAGAUCAGGAUUAGUAAAAAAAAUCCUCCGAUUUUGCUCCCAAAACAUAUUCGAUAUUUAAAAGGUCUUUGCUUUCGCCUUUCAUAUUCUGAUCGUUGGAUUCAUUUUUGAAAUAACUUCAAAUUCGUAAAUAAAUUGUUUAAGAAAUGGGCCAGCGACAAUCAAAGGAUGAACUGUUGUCCCAGCAAGUUUCUUAUGCUAACAUAGAAGGCAUUAAAGCUCUUCACAGAGAAGGUGCUGGUCUUGAGUAUGUUGAUAGAGAAGGGAAGACUCCAUUGAUUUUUGCUUGCUUGAAUCCAACACUCUAUGAUGUUGCUAAAAUUCUUAUAGAGCUGGGUGCCAAUGUCAAUGCAUAUCGCCCAGGUCGUAAUGGAGGGACACCUUUACAUCAUGCUGCAAAGCGUGGUCUGGAAAAUACUGUGAAGUUGCUUCUUUCUCAUGGAGCAAAUGCUUUACUGGUUAAUGAUGAUUGUCAAACCGCACUCGAUUUAGCUAGGGCAAAAGGCUUCAGCAAAAUCGUUCGUUUGAUUGAGAGUCAUAUCUGCUUGUAUUCUGGUUGGUUGCGAGAGCUGUAUGGACCAGGAUUUCUGGAAAUGCUAGCCCCUCAGCUGAUUUCGAGAAAAGUGUGGGUGGUUGUUGUCCCAUGUGGCUCUCGCAAUCUCAGAAAGCCUUUCAAAUUGGAGCUUGCCAUUUAUACAAAUAUACAGGAUGCUCAGCCUUGUACAACUAUUGCUUUGUCAAGGGCAAGUAUGGAGGAACCGGAUUUUCGCCAGCCUUUUCCUGCUGUGAUACUUUCUGAAUCAUCUAUUCCAAGGCGUGGAAGGAGAAGGUGUAGGCCACGACGUGUUAGUCAGACACGCAUCAAACUUGCACCACUUACUGAAAAUGACAAGCAACAACUGCAGCAGUUCUGUAGUGCAUGCAAAGGAAUUCCUCAGGUGCUGCCUCCAAUGUUCACCCCUUCAGCUCCCGCUGUUCCAUCAACUGUUCCACAAGCUGUUACAGAAUCCAGACCAGCUUCUGUAGCCACGUCACCUGCUCCCGAGGAAGAUAUGGAAUUAGCAAUGGCAAUAAAUGCCUCUCUUCAGUCAGCUCUGUUAGAGGGCGUAGCCCUCGACCAUGUCCAGCCACCCAAUGAAGCAAGUUCCUCCUCCACCGUCGUACAUUCUGUUUCAUUUGACAGUCAAGUUGACCAACCUUCAAAAAAAGCAAGUUCGGCAGAACAGCUUAUGGAGGAAGCAGGGCCGAGGGGCACUUCUGAAUUAACGAGCAGUGAAUCCCUGGAAUCAACGCCUGUUCCAUCAGCCCUGGAAUCAAUGCCAGUUCCUUCAGCCCCAGCUAUUACUGAUGAUGUUAUGUCCGACGGUUUAAUUCAUUAUCCAACUAUUGAUUUAAGCACAAUGGAUACAUUGGUGUCGACAGUAGAGAACGACCAUACUGAUGAACAUGGAAGCAAGAGAGGAGGACCUUCGUCAUGCGUUAUAUGCUUCGAUGCUCCGGUUGAGGGAGCAUGCGUUCCCUGCGGUCAUAUGGCUGGAUGUAUGUCGUGUUUGAAUGAAAUAAAAGCCAAAAAAUGGGGAUGUCCUGUUUGCCGAACUAAUAUUGACCAAGUGAUUAAGGUCUAUGCUGUUUGAGCACCAUGGAUACUUGCCUUUAUUUUCUGGGUUGCAACGUCUAUAUGAUAUACCUGUAUAUUUUAUUUCUUAUUUUUAAGACCUAAAACGUUACUCCUAGUACAAAUUAAAAGAGUGUUAAAAUGUUUGUACAUAAGUGUGAUGUAUAUCUAUGUAUGUGGCACAAUGGAAUAUUUGAUGAAAUUUUCCAACUUUUUUCCUAUAAUUUAAUGUAAUGCCGUUGCUCA
This is a messenger RNA of Amaranthus tricolor (Joseph's coat), 4367 nucleotides long. Its product is annotated as putative E3 ubiquitin-protein ligase XBAT34. Gene Ontology annotation, molecular function: protein binding. The record is from RefSeq and is a predicted model, not a curated record. The coding region runs from base 2653 to 4140 and encodes 495 amino acids. NCBI's taxonomy places the organism in Eukaryota, Viridiplantae, Streptophyta, Magnoliopsida, Caryophyllales, Amaranthaceae. The transcript is spliced from 10 exons.